GAAUAGCGAACAUUCCGCAGCGACAGUAACAACAAUUUUGUCACUGGUUGCUGAAAAUACAAUUUUCUGUGUGAUAUAGCAGAACUCCACUUAAGCAAUCAUCAUGUUUGUGUAUUUAAGUAAAAAGAUUGCCAUACCAAACAACACAAAGCUGAGAUGUGUAAGCUGGAACAAGGACCAGGGUUACAUUGCAUGUGGAGGGGAGGAUGGACUUCUCAAGGUCCUCAAACUGGAGACCCAAACAGGGAAAGAUGUUAAGGCGAAGGGCCUUGCCGCCCCCAGCAACCUCUCCAUGAACCAGACACUGGAAGGCCAUAGUGGUGCAGUGCAGGUGGUGACGUGGAACGGUCAGUAUCAGAAACUGACCACGAGUGACCAGUAUGGCCUCAUUAUCGUAUGGAUGCUGUACAAGGGCUCCUGGUAUGAGGAGAUGAUCAACAAUCGUAACAAGUCCGUGGUGCGAAGCAUGGCCUGGAACGCGGAUGGUCAGAAGAUCUGCAUUGUGUACGAGGACGGGGCGGUUAUUGUAGGCUCUGUGGACGGGAACAGGAUCUGGGGCAAAGAGCUAAAGGGCAUACUGCUUGCCUAUGUGGAGUGGUCCCCAGAUGGGAAGUUACUGCUGUUUGGGAUGGCGAAUGGCGAAGUCCAUACAUACGACAACAUGGGCAACUUCAUUAGCAAGUUGAGUAUCUACUGCCUAACCAACUGUACAGGGGCUAUCAAAAUAGCUGGAGUACACUGGUACAAUGGGGCUAAUGGCUAUGUCGAGCCCGGGUGUCCUUGUCUGGCUAUCUGCUUCGAUAACGGGCGCUGUCAGAUAAUGAGAUCAGAGCUUGAUGAGAACCCAAUCCUAAUAGACACUGGUAUGACUGUAUGUCAGAUAGCGUGGAACCACACUGGGGCUGUUAUGGCGGUGGCCGGAUCACAGAAGGCCAUAGGUCAGGACAAGGAUGUGAACGUUGUUCAGUUUUAUGGACCAAAUGGAGAGCACCUGAGGACAUUGAAGGUUCCCGGGAAGCAGAUGUACUCGUGUUCCUGGGAGGGUGGAAGUCUGCGUGUUGCCCUUGCGGUGGAUUCAUUCAUAUACUUUGCCAACAUCCGACCGGACUACAAGUGGGGCUACUGUUCAAACACGGUGGUGUAUUCAUUCACGAAGCCAGACAGGGCGGAACACUGCGUUAUCUUCUGGGACACGAAGAAUAACGAGAAAUAUGUGAAGUAUGUGAAGAACCUUAUCAGCAUCACUGCGUGUGGGGAUUACUGUUGCCUAGCAACGAGGGCUGAUGAGAUGACCAAUCAGUAUGUGCUCGUGUUGUGUAACUCCAUCGGGACGCCGCUCGACUCAAAGUACAUAGAGAUCGACCCUGUAUACCUGACCAUGACACGGACCCACAUUGUGGCAGCCUCAAGGGAGGCCUUCUACACAUGGCAGUUCAAGAAUCCCAAGAAACUCUCCACCUUGGAGGUAGCUGGCAGAAGGAAAACUGGCUCUGAGAGGCUCCACCACAUAGAUGACCAGCCUACUGGCGGAGCUGCCAUGGAGGAGAUAGAUUUCAGUAAGGCCUUCACAGGAACAGAGGACCAGAUAUGUUGUGUGUGCGCAUCUGACAAGAUACUAAUUGUGGGUCGUGAGUCAGGCACCCUUAACCGCUACUCGAUGCCAAUGUUGUCUCUGACACAGAAGUAUGCCCUGGAGUGUCGACCACAUCAGCUCUCCCUCAACUGCACUUCCGGCCGUCUGGCCAUCAUUGACAUCAGUGGAGUGCUGACCUUCUUUGACCUUGACACAAGGAUGACCGACCCUGAUGGCAAGGAAGUGAUUGGGGAGCAUCUCAAGUUUGAGCGGAAAGAUGUCUGGGACAUGAAGUGGGCUGAGGACAACCAUGAGCUGUUUGCCAUGAUGGAGAAGACCCGGAUGUACAUAUUCCGAGGUCUUGACCCUGAGGAGCCGAUCCUGUCGAGCGGAUAUAUCUGCCAGUUUAAUGACCUCCAGAUCAAAACAGUCCUCCUGGAUGAAAUCAUGAAGGACCCAGAGAAUCCCACCAAGGAAUACAUGCAAGAAAUGGAAAUCAAGUCACUGAGGGAUACAAGAGACCUUCUUGAGAAGAUUGGAUUACAGGACGCCCAACAGUUUGUUGAAGACAACCCCCACCCACGUCUAUGGAGACUUUUAGCUGAGUCCGCCUUGGAACAACUUCAGUUGAAGAUUGCUGAGACGGCAUUUGUACGAUGUAAGGACUUCCAGGGCAUUGAGUUUGUGAAGAGGUUGGGGAACUUGCAGAAUGAGAAUAUGAAGCAGGCGGAAGUAGCGGCAUACUUCAAGCGAUUUGAGGAAGCGGAGAGGAAAUACCUGGAUAUGGACAGAAGGGACCUUGCAGUGAGCCUACGGAAGAAGCUGGGUGACUGGUUCCGUGUUGUUCAGCUGCUCAAGACUGGUUCAGGUGGAGACGAUGUGCAGUUGGAAGAGGCAUGGAACGCCAUCGGGGACUACUAUGCUGACCGCCAGAAAUGGCAGCAGGCUGUGACAUACUACGUGCAAGGGCGUAACCAGGAGAGACUGUCAGAGUGUUAUUACAUCCUGGAGGAUUACACCGGCCUUGAGAAGAUGGUCUCCAGUCUGCCAGAGAACCACAAACUUCUCCCAGAGAUCGCCUCCAUGUUCAUGACGGUGGGGAUGUGCAACCAGGCGGUGGAUGCUUUUAUCAAGUGUAACCACAUCAAGGCCGCCAUAGACUGCUGUGUGAAUCUGAACCAGUGGAACAUGGCCAUCGACCUCGCCAAGACCCACAAUGUACGCGAGAUUGACUCGCUCCUGGCCAAGUAUGCGCAGCACCUCCUGGAGAAAAACAAGAUCGUCAACGCUAUCGAGCUGUACAGGAAGGCUGGACACCACCUGGAGGCUGCAAAACUGCUGUUUAAGAUUGCAAAUGAACAGCGUGAGAAGAAACAGAAGCCGUUACAUGUGAAGAAAUUGUACGUGCUUGGCGGUCUCCUGAUUGAGCAGUACCAUGAGAUGAUGAAGAUGACCUCUAGGGCAAAGGCCAAGGACAAGCGGGGAGCUAUGGCGAGCUCUGCACUCGCAGGAUUCCUUGAGGAGGAUACGGCGGCAGUGUCGGAUGGCAAGCUGAUUGAGAAUGCCUGGCGUGGGGCAGAGGCCUUCCACUUCUACCUGCUAGCUCAACGACAACUCCAGGAAGGUUAUGUUGACCUGGCCAUGAAGACAGCCUUAGGUUUGAGGGAUUAUGAAGAUGUCCUUGACCCGGCAGAUAUAUAUUCCCUUCUCGCUUUGACUUCGACUGCUAAUCGAGCAUUCCGAAUCUGUUCCAACGCGUUUAUCAAGCUAGAGACACUGGAAACUCUAACACCUGAUCAUCGACAACAAUACGAGGAGCUGGCGCUGGAAAUAUUCACAAAACACAGUCCAAAAGACAGCCGGAACACGUCUAUAGAAUGUACAAGCUGUUCAGCAAGCAUUCCUGACUGGGCAAGCUCUUGUCCAAACUGUGACACAAAGUUUCCGACGUGUAUUGUGACGGGACGCCCACUCAUGGAGUACCAGUUUUGGAUGUGUAGUGCUUGUAAACAUAGGGCUUAUGAAUCGGAGAUAGCGCAGCGACAGACAUGCCCACUUUGUCACACCUCAGUGUAGAGAUGCUUCGCGUUUUGAUUGAAAUAUGACUGUUUUAUCAAUGAUCGUUUAACAAUAUAGCAUUAUAUCAAGAAUUUCAGUUAGAUUAUUAAUUUGUACACUACAUAAUAAAACACACACACAAUUUUUUUUAAUAAACAGAAUAUAAAAAUGGAAAGGUCGGCACCUAUUUCAAAGGUAGGGUGGGCUAGCCGGAACCAAGUAUUUUAUUUUUUUAAGCCAAAUUAAAAAUUUGCUUGGUUUCAUAUAACAGUGACAAAGUCAAGCAAUUUGUUUUGAAACCAAUGACAUUCCAUACUAUUAUUGAUAAAAAAAAAAACAAUCAUUAAUGCACCAGUAAAUUGUGCCACGCUUCCCCAGGUAUGGGGAAUAGCGGGGACUUUGACUUUCGGUCCAGCCAAGCCCAGGUAUAAUUCCGCCCUGCGGGGACGAACUGCUGGUUAAAUCCCCGCCAAAUGCCCCCGCACCCCAGGGACCAUAGGUAAGGACCAUUCCUUGGUAUUUUUGGCGUGAACACAAAACCACCGCAUUUUAUCACCCGGCACUGAGGGGCCACCUGGAAGGUAAAAACACGGCCCAUUUCCCCGGCUAUCCCUGGUAUACCCCCUGACCUGGGGGGCUGUGGUUACAAUUGACUGGUGCAUAAUACAGGUGAUAAGACAGCAGCAUUUUGUGUACAUUGUAUAUUGUCUUUACACAUAAUCUAUAUUUAUUCUAUACCUUGCCUUACAUUCCAUGUCUGUCAUAUAUCUAUUUUUAGAUAAUAAUGAGUCAAAUUUCCACAUUUUCACUUUGAAAACAAACUCCUUACUACUGAAAAAAAUGUUGGGUUGGAAGGAAAAUAAAGGGCAGUUGGGUUAGUGAACAUUUUUUUAAGCCUCAUGUCAUUUUUUAAGCCUCAUAUCAAUACCUGACUGCAUUUUCUAAGUAAAGUACAUGUAUAUAAAUUAGAAUCUCCAUAUAAAGUUAAUGUUUUUCUUGGUUGUUUUAUUUUUAUGGAUCUGAUUUGUAAACUAUCAAAGAGAUGUUAGUGCUAUUUUAUCAGCAUGUAUUGAGGCGUUGUGAAUGACGAUUGUUUCAUGUAUCUUUUUGUUUGUUCAUCUACUAUCCGUCCGUAUUUUCUGGAUUAUUUAUUUAUGAGCAUAUUUAUGAAUAUAUUUAUACCAUUUUUCAAUUCUUUGUUCUUAAAAAAUAUUCUUAAAAAGAAACACUUGUGAGUGAGAGUUAUUAAAAUAAAAAAUUACAAUGUUUAUGUUUUUCUUCAAAUAAAACUUAUGUAUACA
Molecule: messenger RNA, 4932 nt
Organism: Mya arenaria
Lineage: Eukaryota; Metazoa; Mollusca; Bivalvia; Myida; Myidae
Product: WD repeat-containing protein 35-like
Exons: 28
Coding region: 104-3649 (1181 amino acids)
Biological process (GO): protein localization to cilium; intraciliary retrograde transport; non-motile cilium assembly
Cellular component (GO): intraciliary transport particle A; non-motile cilium
Molecular function (GO): protein binding
Source: RefSeq, a predicted model, not a curated record